Molecule: messenger RNA, 2140 nt
Organism: Agrilus planipennis (emerald ash borer)
Lineage: Eukaryota; Metazoa; Arthropoda; Insecta; Coleoptera; Buprestidae
Gene: IFT54
Product: TRAF3-interacting protein 1
Exons: 6
Coding region: 291-2081 (596 amino acids)
Biological process (GO): intraciliary transport; cilium assembly; regulation of microtubule cytoskeleton organization
Cellular component (GO): intraciliary transport particle B; centrosome; axoneme
Molecular function (GO): microtubule binding
Source: RefSeq, a predicted model, not a curated record
GGACCGGAAAUAGAAUUAUUUGAAUAAAUUUCUAAAACAGUAAAUCUUUAUAUGUAAGUGCUACUAUUUCUUUCAAUGAACAAAUAAAAAAGCCUCUAAGCAAUAACAAAAUUUAUCUUCUUGUCAUUAAACACACAUGCGGUAUACAUGCUCUCUGAAAUCAUAUCUACUUGAUCGUCCUGGCAACGCAAAUUUAAACUAUCAACAAAAAUGAUUAAAACUAUUAAAACAAUCAAGACAAUGGUUAGCGAGUGUUACUUUUUUUAUUGAAAUUUAGGUUUUAUACAGAAAUGUCAGACGACAUUAAUACAGAAACUAUCAAAAAUACUCAAAAAUUAUUAGGAAAAUAUGUAAAAAAACCCGCGCUUACGGAGAAACUUCUCAGAAAACCGCCUUUUCGCUUUUUACACGAUGUUAUCACCUGUAUAAUUCGUGAUACUGGUUUUUUGAAGGGUCUCUAUAGUGAAGACGAAUUACAAUCCGAUAAUGUUAAGGAAAAAGACGCAAAACUUAAUUUUCUAACAAAAUUAAUCGACGCCAUGAAGUCAAUUACAGGAAAGGAAAUAAAGGCCCGUCCAGGUAAGAUAAUAGCUGGUUUAGAACCAAAAGAAACAAAUCACCUUUUGCAAAUAAUUGCAAAGGCUUUGGACAAAAAAGUAGACAGCUCUGUAUAUAUUAACAACUUGAACAAAGAAACUAGAAAUAUGACUGGCCAAAAGGAAAAAAAGAGAACCCCAAGUACUAUUCGUGAUGCCAGUAGUGAUAAAAAAACAAAGACGUCGUCAAAAAAUUCUACACCUCGCAGAAAUGAUAAGGAUAAUGCAUCAACUGACAGAAUGAGAAAAUCAAAAAUUAAUACUGAAUCUGUAACUAAUUCUAAAGCAAAUAAACAUGGUAAAAAUAAAGAGAAAGACAUUAACAAGGAAGGACAAAAAAUAAGAACAGAUACAAAAGAGUCUGAAGAAAAAGAAGAAAAACAAAAUUCGAAUGAAGACAUCAAGGAAGAACAUAAUGAAAAGUUGGAAACACUUGAAGAAGUUCAAGAUAAAGAUGACAUUAAAAGUGAGGAGGAAGUUGAACCCAGCAAAAGUAACAUAAAUGAGAAUAAUGAUGGCAAAAACAAGGAAGAAACUAUUACAAGUGAUAGCAGUAAGGACAAUAUGAAAGUCAAAGAAUCCAAAUUAAAAGACGAUGAUAUAAAAAAUUCUGUUGAUGUCCUACUGCAGAAAAAGGACACAACACUGAUUCGACCAAAAUCUGCAAAGCCAAAAAGCAGCGGAUUAGGGAGAGAAAGAGGAAAACAAAUUGUAUCAAACAUUCCAUCAGAGAACACUGAAGAGUCUAAUAAAAUCAACGAAUCAAAUGUUACAGAUCAGAAUCAUUUUCAAAGACCAAAUACAUCGUUGUUACGUCCACCUUCCGUGCGACCAUCAAGUGCAAGACCUGGUGCCCCUCGUCUAAAGCAAGAGCCGGUCAUACCUUCUGAAGAAGUCGUUCCUAUGGGAAAGGUAAAGGUAAUCAUAGAAAAUUUCGACAAAAACGACGUUGACGACGAAGACACGGUUACAAUUCAAUUAGUAGAACCACCGGAAGUUUCUACUCGAUCGCCUGCUUUAUCCUCGGAUGUCCGGGGACAUCUCGUCGAACAGAUACUUGAACAACUUCAGAAUGACGACGAAUCAACAGCAAACUUAAAUAAGACGUCCCAAGUCGAAAUUGAAUGGGAACAAGAGGAAGGUUUAGGAGGAAAAGAUGCAGUAAAUAAGGAAAUAGAUCAGGUACGAACCACUUUACAGCAGCUUACAAAGUGUGCGAAUCCUCUAGGUAAAAUGUUGGGAUAUUUGCACGAAGACGUUGAUGCUAUGCAGGCAGAACUGAAUAUGUGGUGGGAAAGCAGGAAACAGGCUGAAAAGGAGAUCAUAGAACAGAAAAAAGCCAUAGAAGAGGAACAAAAGCCAUUAUUGAUCCAAUUGGAGACCGUUAGGGGAAAUAUCGAAAAAUAUAAGAAACAAAUUGCAGCUGCGGAAGCCAACAUACUGCAAAAUGAAAGAAGAAUACAGAAUUUACUACUUCUAAGCUAAAAAAAUAUUAUAUACUCCAAAUUGUAUCUAACACAUGUAAUAAAUUGUUUUGUACAGCA